Candida albicans SC5314 is the source of this 1614-nucleotide messenger RNA. RefSeq lists its product as uncharacterized. Gene Ontology annotation, biological process: RNA processing. NCBI's taxonomy places the organism in Eukaryota, Fungi, Ascomycota, Pichiomycetes, Serinales, Debaryomycetaceae. The record is from RefSeq and is a predicted model, not a curated record. Gene Ontology annotation, molecular function: ribonuclease III activity. The coding region runs from base 1 to 1614 and encodes 537 amino acids. The transcript has a single exon.
AUGGAACACAAUAAGAAAUUAGGAGUUACCCAUGCUAUACGAGAAAAACUAAAUUUCCAUGAUGAAAGGUUAUGGAAGCGGUUUAGUGCCAGAAGGUUAGAAUUAAUCGAUACACUAGAUUUGAGUUCUCGUAAGGCAAGUGAACAAGAACUGGAAAUUAGAAGGGUUUCAGAAAUGCUACGAUUAGAAUUUGAUUAUCCUGCUUCUUAUACUUCAGAUUUCAACAAAUUAGUUCGAGCAGCAAUACAAAGUGUUCGAAGAAAUAGAAAACGGUCAUCCAAAAAACACACCAGUCCUGAAGAACCAUCUUUGAAAAGGAAUAAACUAGAUGAUAGUGAUCUGAAUGGUAAUGUGAAUGGGAGUAAUAGCAAUUCGUUUUUGUCGGAAAUUGUCCGUAAUGAAGAUGACGUUUAUGAUGUGAACUACAACAGAGAGAAAAGAUUCACUAGUGACGAUCAAGCAAAAGACACUAUUGACAAUAUGACUAAACCUCGAUUACCACCAUUGACUAAUCUCAGCAUGAAUGAGACAAUAAAUAUUCCUCUGGCUGCUGCUGCUAAGAAGAAUAUUCUUAAUAAAAUUGAAAAAUCAAGAUCUUGCAAUGAAAGUGUUAAUUCCAAACUGGAAAAUUUACAAUUUUUAGGCAAAUCAGUAAUGUCUACUUGUAUUGGGUACAUUUUCGAAAAAUCUUUUCUGCAUGUAAAUCCACAAUCAAUGUUGUAUUUACGAAAUAAAUUGAGUAGUGAACUAUCAUUGAGUAAAUUUUUCCGACAGCUAGAUCCAGUGAAUACAAAUGGUAUAAAUGAUGAGACAGCAGUGAUAUCUUUAUACAUAUUAUUAGGUGCUAUGGUGAAAGAUUUUGGGUUUGAAGAAGUUAUUUUCCCCAUCUGUGAGAUUUUGUAUGCAUCAGUGUUGCAAGAAUAUCCACUAAUGGCGAAAAAUUCAAUCCCAUUUAGAAAUGAAGAUCAGCAUUUAGGCAGUAAUAAUAUUGCCUACCCAUCAGAGAAUGAUGUUUACUCACUUAAUAAACUUGCAGAAGUGGCAUCUCAUUUGCAAAACACUGGUAGUGAUACGUCAAUGUCAACUAUGGAACCGUCAAGAAGUGUGACUCCAACACUGUCGUUGACCGGAUCAUACAAGAAACGAGUGUAUUUGAAAUUUUUCAACCAAAAACUUGAGUUUUUAUACCCAGUUAGAAUUGCUGCCACGCCAAGAUAUAAUGAACUUUUGGAGAAUGCAAAGUCUGCAUUCAAGCUACCAGAUACUACAAUUGUUUUUAAACACCAUGGCAAGAUUGUUCAAAGUGAUUUAGAAUUGGAAAGAGUUUUCAAGAGUGACGAAGAUGAGAUUGAGUUAGAGAUAUCCACUCAUAAUCCUAUGCCAAUUUACGAAAUGCACAAGAGAUUAUCACAACAAGAUUAUCAACAACCUACUGAAUCACAACGAAUUAUAUUGCCGCCUCCUAUAGCUUCGAAUACAGCAAUGAGCAAUGGUUCAAGUUUGAAUUCAAGAUUAGGUCUGUUUAAUUUCUUGAGUAAUUCAGAUGAUGUUCCGGGUCCAAAACCACUACAUCCUCAGCAAUCAAUUCUACCCAAAUUCCAACCAUUAUUAUAA